Thlaspi arvense is the source of this 3895-nucleotide messenger RNA. The record is from the annotation of a GenBank genome assembly. Lineage: Eukaryota; Viridiplantae; Streptophyta; Magnoliopsida; Brassicales; Brassicaceae.
GAGGCCACAUUACAACAUAGUUCGUAUACUUUCAAUGGCUCUCUUUUUCUUCUUCCUUUUCUUCUUCUUCUUCUUCUUCUUCUUCUUCUUCUUCUUCUUCUUUCAGCUCCGCCAGAUCAGAAUCAAUGGCGACUUAAUUCAGAGUAGCUCAAAUCCUCGGCAAUGGAACAAGCUGCUCUUAUACAUUCUUCAUCUCUUACCAGAUUCCCUUGUCGUCAUGGGAAAGCCUCUCUCCGAUCCUUCUUACUUCUUCAACCUAUCACUCUCCUCAAUCCACGAGAUCUUCCGAUUCGUACCUCUGGCUCUCUUCGUCUUCCCCGGCGAUCAAUUCGUCUACUGGCGAAAGCGGCCUGCGAAAGCCACACUCACGAUCACCAACACCAUCAUCAUCACCACGAGCACGAUCACAAUCAUAACCAUCACCGACAUUGCUGCUCUGUGGGACUAACGGUGUCGAAUUAUCCUCAGAAAGUGUUGAUCAAGUUCGCUAAAGCUAUUGGAUGGAUUCGAUUGGCCAAUUUCCUCAGAGAGAAUCUCCAUCUCUGCUGUUCCUCCGCCGUACUGUUCAUCGCCGCCGCCGCUUGUCCUUACUUGAUCCCUAAACCCUACAUUAAACCUCUUCAGAAUUCCAUGAUGAUUGCCGCUUUCCCUCUUGUUGGAAUUUCAGCAUCUCUCGACGCACUUAUGGAUAUAGCUGAAGGAAAAGUGAACAUCCAUGUUUUAAUGGCACUAGCAGCUUUUGCAUCUGUGUUUAUGGGAAAUGCUCUUGAAGGAGGAUUGCUUUUAGCCAUGUUCAAUCUUGCUCAUAUUGCUGAGGAGUUCUUCACUAGUCGGUCGAUGGUGGAUGUAAAAGAGUUGAAGGAGAGUAAUCCAGAGUCUGCAAUGGUGAUUGAUGUGGAUAAUGAUAAUGCUCCAAACUUCUUCGAUUUGUCAUACAAAAGCGUCCAUGUGCACAAUGUAGAAGUUGGUUCCUAUAUUUUGGUAGGAACUGGUGAGAUUGUGCCUGUGGAUUGUAAAGUCUAUCAAGGUAAUGCAACCAUUACAAUUGAGCAUUUAACUGGGGAAGUGAAGCCAUUGGAGGCAAAAGCUGGAGAUAGAGUGCCUGGUGGUGCAAGAAACUUAGAUGGCAGAAUCAUUGUGAAGGCUACAAAGGCGUGGAAUGAGUCGACACUAAAUAGGAUUCUUCAGUUGACUGAGGAAGCAAACUCUAAUAAACCCAAACUUCAGAGAUGGCUUGAUGAGUUUGGUGAGGUUUACAGCAAGGUGGUGGUUGUUUUAUCAGUUGCUAUUGCCUUCCUUGGCCCAGUUUUGUUCAAAUGGCCGUUUCUCGGCACCACAGCAUGUAGAGGAUCUGUUUACAGAGCAUUAGGACUUAUGGUGGCGGCAUCACCGUGUGCCUUAGCAGUUGCUCCAUUGGCUUAUGCUACUGCUAUCAGUUCAUGUGCCAGGAAGGGAAUAUUGCUGAAAGGUGGACAAGUACUAGAUGCUCUAGCGUCUUGCCAUACUAUUGGUUUUGACAAAACCGGGACCUUAACAACCGGAGGCCUUACAUGCAAAGCAAUUGAACCCAUUUAUGGGCAUGAAACAGUAAAUAAUGCGAGUGUGACUCCUUGUUGUAUGCCAAACUGUGAAAAAGAAGCAUUAGCCGUUGCAGCUGCUAUGGAGAAAGGUACCACGCAUCCUAUUGGAAGAGCCAUGGUAGACCACAGUGUUGGGAAGGAUCUCCCUUCUGUCUCUGUUGAAAGCUUUGAGUAUUUUCCUGGUAGAGGACUUACCGCUACAGUUAACUGUGUUGAGUCGGUAACCGAAGAUAGUAAACUGCAGAAAGCGUCACUUGGUUCAGUAGAGUUCAUUACUUCGCUCUUCAAGUCACAAGACGAGCCUCGAAAGAUCAAGGACGCUGUAAAUUCCUCUCUGUACGGAAAUGACUUUGUUCAUGCUGUUCUUUCGCUUGAUCAAAAGGUAACGUUGAUCCACCUCGAAGAUCAGCCUCGUCCAGAGGUAUCAAAAGUUAUAAAAGAACUGAAAAGCUGGGGUGGACUCAGGAUAAUGAUGUUAACAGGAGAUCAUGAGUCAAGUGCUUUGAGAGUUGCAAAUUCCGUGGGUAUUGAUGAAGUCUACUGCAACCUAAAACCAGAAGACAAACUGAAUCAUGUGAAACACAUCUCAAGAGAUUCAGGUGGAGGAUUGAUCAUGGUGGGAGAAGGUAUUAACGAUGGCCCGGCUUUAGCGGCUGCAACCGUAGGGAUCGUUCUUGCUCAACGUGCGAGUGGAACUGCUAUAGCCGUUGCUGAUGUACUACUUCUUCGAGAUGACAUCACUGGUGUUCCCUUCUGUAUCGCCAAAUCCCGCCAAACAACAUCACUGGUCAAGCAAAACGUGGCUAUUGCGUUAACCUCGAUAUUUUUAGCCGCUCUUUCAUCAGUUCUCGGGUUUCUUCCUUUAUGCUUAACGGUACUGUUGCAUGAAGGUGGAACGCUUCUCGUGUGUCUUAACUCAAUACGCGGUUUAAACGAUCCUUCGUCGUCGUCAUAAUGGAAGAAGGAUACAUCUCAUAAGCACUGCACAUUACGGUGGAGUAACUCUUUUACAGUGAUGAAAAAUAAUGCACAUAUGUAUAGUGACAAUAAAAUGAUAUAAUCAUGUCUUCGAAAUGAAUUGAGUCUGAAAAUAGUAGCUUUUUUCUCUGCACUUGCUUUUCAUUGUUACACAAUCUCAUAGAGCUCUGCUUUGUGCUUUUUUUCUCUGUACAUUUCAACAUUUGCUUCUCGGGAAAAUAACAGAAUGGAAAAACGAUUUUCGAUUCAUCUCUCCCAAUCUGAUUCUUUCUAAAAUUUUAAUUAUUUCUUCUUCAUUCUCUCUCACUCACUUACUCGAUCUUCCCUAUCCCAAUGAACUCUCUAAACCCUACAUUGCGACCAUUGGCUCCUUGCACCAUACACGAGCUUCCCCCGCCGCCGUUUUCUCGCUGUAAAUCCGCCAUGUAACUCCUCACCUCCGUCUUAAUCAUCUCCUGCACCACCGUCAUAAAAUCCCCACUAAAUCCCGAAAUCCCUUUCUCCUUCUCCUCUGCUUCUUCUCUUCUCACCGGAAAUAGCUCUGCCGUGUCUCUCCCCGUUGACUCGUUGACCCAAGGGAGAGACAAACUCAGAGAAGUCGCCGGAUCUUUCGCCGCCGACGAUUCAAUCACCACUCCGCCAGCUCUCGCCGUCGGCUUAAAAACGUGAGAAAAGGACGGCAAAACAGGUCCGCAAGAUUGCUCGCUGACGUCAGAUCCCGAUGGACUUCCAGGGCUCAUAAACAACCCCGUCGACACAACUCCCCCGCCUCCGCUCGCCGUCCGUUUCAACGGCUUCUCAUCCGUUAAAUUACCGUCAUAACCUCCGUUUCCACCGAAAUCACAACUCUGUCCUUCGUCGGACGUCCAACCACCACCGCCGCCGCCGCCGCCGUUGCAUUUCCGCUUCAGCGUCGAGUUCCAAUGAUUCUUAAUGGCGUUAUCGGUGCGACCAUUGAGAAGCCGAGCUAUCGUCGCCCACUUGUUACCGAACCGCGCGUGAGCUCUCAGGAUCGUCUCGUCUUCCUCCGCCGAAAAAGCACGGUGCUCGACCUCCGGAGAAAGCUGAUUGCACCACCGUAACCGGCAAGAUUUACCGGAACGUCCAGGAAUCGAUUUGCUUAUAAGAGACCAGUUCCUUGGUCCGUGCUUUUGAACUAGCGACUGCAAUAGAUCGUCUUCUUCAGGACUCCAUGGACCUUUGAUCCGAUCCAUUUCUUUCCGGGUCGAACCAGACAUCGUCGGAUCUUUUUUUCUAUUUCAAAAUUAAUCGAAACCUUUUAAACGCGUUCUUCUUUGUUUUUGUUUUUGGAGAAGAAACGAUUUUGAGAGGAUAAG